AUGGGUUUUUGGAAUCGCAAUCCGCCGCCACCGGCGGCAACCCUGAGUACGGAUCCCGUUUAUUCGCAUUCAUUAAGACCCGAAGAGUUCCGCAAGCCGGGAACGACACCCUAUCUUGGACUUCAGGCCCGACUCUCACAGGUCUGGUUCAACCGGUGGACAGUCUUGCUCAUUCUGGUUUUGGUCCGCGUGUUACUACUCCUGGGGAGCCUGAACGACAAUCUUGGUGACGCGAAAGUCAAGGCGCUAUCAGCAUGUACCAAGGUUGAAGACAUUGGAAGCGCGAUGGCUUCGAUGCCGCAUUACCUGUCCGUGGGCGUGAACCGACUCGCGGCAUCUGGCAUAACUGACGCAGUGCAUGCGAUGAUGAAAGUAUUGGACAUGAUCCUGACCGGUGUCCAAGAACUUAUCCUAUUUGUCAUUAACAUGAUGACAUCAACCUACACCUGCCUAAUCGCUGCCGCUGUUCAUGGUGGCCUCAACGUGUCGGCUCUGGUGGUCACCAAGACGACGGAUGCAAUGAACGAUGCCAUUCAGGGCAUCGCGGGCGGUAUCACCGACGCUGGUAACGAUAUUCAGAAGGCAAUCGACGAUACUUGGGGUAAAAUAACGAGUGAGAUCGGCAAGGUUCCACUUCUUGGAAGCAUCAACCUUCCGAGCACGCCGAAAGUAGACCUCUCAGGCGCGGUUGACAAGCUCAAAGAUGUCAAGAUCGACUCAUCUGGCUUCGUCUCCGAUCUUGACAAUCUGAAUAAGGAGUUACCAACGUUCCAAGACGUACAGAACUUUACCAGGACUGCAGUGUCCAUACCGUUCAAUCUUGUCAAGGAAGCAUUGAACGAUAGUUAUGGAGACUGGAAAUUUGAUGACUCGAUCUUCCCUGUGGCUCAGAAAGAAGCUCUGUCUUUCUGUUCGGACAAUUCGGUCAUCAAUGACUUUUUUGAGAAUCUCUUCGAAAUCGCAGCCCAUGCCAAAAUCGCAUUUAUCGUGGUCCUCUCCGUCCUUGCCAUUCUGGUCUGUGUACCUAUGGCUUGGUGGGAAAUCCGAACCUGGCGCCGAGCCUAUGGUUAUCACCAAACCUUUGUCAAAGAGAAGCAGGAUGAGAUGGACAUGUACCUGAUGAGCGGCCGCCCCUUCACCUCCAAGGUCGCGGUCAGAAUCGCCAACAGUAUCACUAAGGACGAUCGACGGAAAGCCUUGGUCCGGUGGUCUGUUGCGUAUGGAACUUCCCUGCCAGCGCUGUUCGUCUUGUCGCUCGCGAUCGCUGGUCUCUUCUCCUGCCUCUGCCAGUACAUCAUCCUCGUGGAGAUUGAGAAGCAGGUGCCUGCUCUUGCCGACCAAGUGGGCGACUUCGCCAAUGAAGUCGUCACCACUCUAGACAACGUCUCAGUAGACUGGGCCAAUGACGCCAACGGCGUCAUGUUGAAGUACAACGAUGAGAUCAACAACGAUGUCCUCGGCUAUGUUACGAACGCCACCGAUGCCGUCAAUGACACACUCAACGUCUUCACCGAUGAGAUGGACAAGGGUCUGACAACAGCCUUCAAAGAUACCAUCCUGAUGGACCCGAUCAAGGAAGUCGUGUACUGCCUGAUUGGCCUAAAGGUCGAAGCUGUCCAAAAGGGCCUGACCUGGGUCCACGACCACGCAAAGGUCAGCUUUCCGCUCUUUCCCAACGACACCUUCUCGGCCGGCGCGGCCAAGUCGAUCGACGGCGACUCGGACCUGACAUCGUUCCUCGCCACGCCCAGCACAGUCACCACCGACGAGGUGACGGGCGCAGUGAUCCACGUCACCAACUCGAUCCGCAACAACAUCAUUCAGGAGGCGCUGAUCUCGACCGGGCUGCUCCUGGUCUACGUCCUCGUCGUCUUGAUCGGCGUCGUUCGGACGCUGGUGGGCAUGAUGACGCCCGCAGGCCCCGAAGACCGGCAGAACCGCAGCGUCGCCAUGAAGCACCUCUCCAGCCCUCGGCCGUCUUCGUCUGGCAGAUCCUACAGCGAGGCCCCCAUCGGCCGCAGGAGACAAGAUGAGGGUGGCAUGUUCUCGAGAGACGAUUCCGCGCUCAACAAGGAGGAGAAUGUCUUCGGAAGCGGCGCCUUUGCCUAUUCGGAGAAGAGGUCAUAG
Molecule: messenger RNA, 2127 nt
Organism: Neoarthrinium moseri
Lineage: Eukaryota; Fungi; Ascomycota; Sordariomycetes; Amphisphaeriales; Apiosporaceae
Exons: 1
Coding region: 1-2127 (708 amino acids)
Cellular component (GO): mating projection tip
Source: RefSeq, a predicted model, not a curated record